This is a messenger RNA of Vicia faba (fava bean), 747 nucleotides long. The record is from the annotation of a GenBank genome assembly. NCBI's taxonomy places the organism in Eukaryota, Viridiplantae, Streptophyta, Magnoliopsida, Fabales, Fabaceae.
AUGGCGGCGUUGAAGGGGUUACUGAAAAAAGGUUUAGGAGAAAUGGAUUUCAACACCGGCAGAGGACUUAUCAACUGGUUCCCAGGACACAUGGUUGCUGCCACACGCGUCAUCUGUAACCGCCUUAAACUCGCCGACCUCGUCAUCAUAGUCAGAGACACUCGUAUUCCAUUAUCCUCCAUCAAUGUCAAUCUUCAACCUCACCUUUCCGCUAAACGGCACGUCAUCGCACUCAACAAAAAAGACUUAGCAAUUCCCAACAUCAUGCAUAAAUGGGUGAAUUAUUUUGAGAUGAGUAAGCAAGAUUGCAUUCCGAUAAAUGCUUGCAGUAAGAGUUCUGUAAUGAAGCUUUUGGAACUUGUGGAGGUCAAGUUGAAGGAAGUGAUUUCAAAGGAACCUACUUUACUUGUUAUGGUUGUUGGUGUUCCCAAUGUUGGAAAAUCUUGUUUGAUUAAUUCCAUUCAUCAUAUUACGCAUUCGCGGUUUCUUGUGCAGGAGAAGAUGAAGCGAGCUGCUGUCGGUCCACUACCCGGUGUUACUCAAGAUAUUACAGGACUUAAGAUAGCAAACAAACCGAGCAUAUACGUCCUAGAUACCCCAGGUGUUCUGGUUCCAAGUAUCUCAGACAUAGAGACAGGGUUAAACUUUCUCUCGUAUGGUCUGUUAAAGAUUCAGUGGUGGGUGAGGAGCGAAUUGCUCAAUAGUUUUGGCAGUUCUAAAUACCUGGGAUACUCCAUUUCACUGUAA